AUGAACAGCACCCCGAGGGAUGCCCAGGCCCCCGGACACCGCGAGGGCCUCCUGCCUUCUGUGGCCCGGACCCCCUCUGUCACCCAGGUCAUGCCAGCCAAGAAGAUAACUUUCCUCAAGCGAGGGGACCCCCAGUUUGCUGGGGUUCGCCUGGCCGUUCACCGACGCGCCUUCAGGAGCUUCGGGGCCCUGAUGGAUGAGCUCUCUCAGCGCGUGCCGCUCUCCUUUGGGGUGCGCUCCGUCACCACGCCCCGGGGCCUGCACGGCCUCAGCACCCUGGAGCAGCUGCAAGAUGGAGGCUGCUACCUCUGCUCCGAUAAGAAGCCCCCCAGGACCCCCAGCGGGCCGGGCCGGCCACGGGGGAGAAGCCCUUCUCAGCCGUCACGGGAUUUUGAAGGCUGCUGCGAGGCACCUGGAACAGCUUCUUCCUGCAAAAGUCUCGGAGCCCCGAGGAGGAUAACGCUGGUUAAGAACGGCGACCCUCGGUACCAGCAGACGGUGGUGAUCAGUCACAGAAACACCAGGAACCUGACGGCCUUUCUCAGCAAAGCCUCGGAUCUGCUGCACUUUCCCGUGAAGCAGGUGUACACAGCCGGUGGGAAAAAGGUGGACUCUCUGAAGGGUCUGCUACACAGCCCCCCGGUGCUGGUAUGUGCCGGUCACGAGCCCUUCAGACCUCUGGCAGUGGAAGAUGUCAGAAGAAAUGGAAGUGAACCUUUAUCUGGGCAGAUUUCAAGGAGCAAAAGUGGGAGCUGGGAGCCAAGAGCCAAGCAGAGUGUGAUCCAUGCGCGGUCCAGGCCAGGCAGCAGGCCACGGCAGUUUUCCUUGCCGUCCGAGAGGUCUGGGCUCAGUGACCCCUCGGUGCCUCUGCAUCGUGCCUGCAUGUGCCCAGCUCCUGACAAGCACCCUCAGGACACACGUGCCCAGCUCGGCCCGUUGGCAGCCGGUGAAGACAUCGAGAAGGACGUGCGCGUGAACGAGGACGGCAGCUUGUCCGUGGAGAUGAAAGUCCGCUUCCACCUACUGGGGGAGGACCUGCUCCUGUGGUCCAGGAGGGUCGGGAGGGCCAGCAGGCUCACAGCGGCCAGUGGGGAGGGCCCCGUCCUGGGGGAGGCAGAUCCCCUCGGCUGUGUGUGGAGGGGCCCCCCUAGGUACCCCUCGGAGCCUGGGGCACAGGGACUGGCGCCCUGCGAGGCAGGAGGUGUGGGAGCCUUUGACCGAGGCCGGUGGCAGCCGGGGUCUAGAUAUGAGAUCUGGAUGAACCCCCUUUAUGCCCCCCAGGGAGAGCAGACAGCCUCUCAGAGGAGGUCUGGGCUGACCCCGAAGUCCCACUCCAGGACCCCCAGGAGCCAAGGGGUCGCCAGCCGGAAAAGCAGGAGCGAGGACAGUGCCGGCCCUUCCUCCAGUGACAGACCCCCUGACGGUUCUGAGACCAACUCUUCCUGCUGCCCCAGGUCCCUGGAGGAUGGGGUGGGCAGCUGUGGCCCACAUCUGGCCUCGGGGGCUGGUGAGGGCACAGGCGAGGGAGCAACGCCGGGCCGCAGGGAGCUCCAUGGCGGCCUGAAACCCGGGACCCGAGGCCCGGCAGACGCUUUUCCCGACUCCUCGGCAAGCGGCGGGUCUCACGGGGAGUCCAGUGAAAGGGCUGAGCUGCACCAGGGCCGCCCCAGCAAGGAGAGCAGGGCCGUGACUUCCUGGGGGGCCACCCGGGGGGGAGGCCCCGGCCCGCCCGCUGGGAGCCCCUCGUCUGUAAGGAAAGAGGGCCCGCGGGCAGAGGAGCGUGGACAGGGCGCCGGACAGCCCCGGGCAGCCUCUGGGGAGCGUGGACAGGGCGCCGGACAGCCCCGGGCAGCCUCUGGGGAGGGUGCAGGAGGCCACUCCCCACCUUCCGCCUGUGCCGCAGCCCCAGGCAGGAGCGGAAAGCAGGAGAGCAGAGCCAGCGGCCUGUCCUCACCCAGCGUUUCCGUCCUCAGCCGAGGGUCCCAGAGGGGCCGCCCCAGGCAGCACCACCACCCAAAGGACACCCACUGCCCACUCGGCUCGCCUGUGUCCAGGCCAGUGCCGGGGCCUCCCAGCAGAGGCAGGGACCGCCCAGACAGCCCAGCGCCUGGCCCUUCCGGAAGCCCACACAGCCCCAGGAGCCGGGCCUCCCGGCACCCGGGGCCCCCCUUCUCUGCCUCUCUUCCUUCCCGCGACACGCGAGGGCGCAGCAGCGUUCCCAUCACCCCCGUGAGCAAUUCUGACUGUGUUUCCAAUUUCCACCCCCCAAACUCCCCGGCUGCUGAGACCGAAGGGGACUCCGAGGUCAGGGCGUGCUCACCAGCUCCCACACCUUCAAACACAUCUGGCUCUUUCCACUGCCAAGCUGAUGGCCCGGGUGAAAAGGCAGGGGGUGACAGUCCCAAGCCUCCCUGGCCCUUGGUGCUGCCAGUCGGGUGGCCCGAGGGAGGGAGGCCAGGAGCGCACCGGGACAGCUGCUGCCCGCGGCUGCGCGCGCCCCCGGCCCUCGGGCCCCCCGGUGGGAAGACGCGGUCGCUGCCAGCCUCCCCGUCUUGGGGCGGCCAGGGGCCCUUCUCUGAGGCCUGCUUGGUGUGCAGCAGGUGCUGUCCCAUGCCUCCCAAGCCACGGCCCUCGGGCAGGAAGCGUCCUUUGUGUAGCCUCAGCCACAGCGAGGGCAACCCCAGUGCUGACGGGGAGCCGGGCGGGGCCGAGGCGGGGGAGGAAAGGCUGGACGUGGGGCCCCCUCGGCCCCCUGGCUCUCUGGGAGGGGCCGUGGGGAGAGCAGUCAGAGCCGUGAGAAGGGGCGGCUCCCACCGCGCUCCCAAGCUCGGGAGAACGUUCCAGGAGAAGGUCUCGGGUGGAGGAGACGGCCCGGAGGAGCAGGAGGAAGGCGGCUGCGUGAUGCUGGGUGCCCUGCCCCGAGCCUCCCCGGGGGCCGUGGUCCGUGCAUGGCUGAGCAACAUCCCGGAGGAGCCCGUCAAAUACGAGAUGGCGGACGAGGGCGAAGGCACGGCUGGGCGCGGCCCGGAAGGUCCCGAGGAGGACCCCGUUGACAAACAUCCCCCAGACGGCCCGGAAGGAUCAGUGCCGGCCAGACAACUGCCCCCGGAAGGGGUGGCCAGCGAGAAAGCAGAACCAGAUGCAGCCCUCCCGGUGACCGGCAGUGCUGGUCCCAAGUCGGGAGAGGGCCUGCCUCGCAGCGGGCUUCCAGAAGCCCCCGCGGAGGCUGGCAAAGGCAAAGGGGCGGCCGUGGACCGUGCGAUGGGCCAGGGCGUGCUUCCCGGUAGCGUCCCUUCCUCCGUACACGUCAUGAAGGCGCUGAUGGGAUCCAGGCCGGGCCGGCCCCGCAGCGUGCCAGAAGUGCCCAGCUCGGCAGGCAGGAGGCUCGGCCGCUCGGCCCAGGCCCUCAUCACCUGUCUCGCCCGGCUCCGCUUCUCUGAUGAUGACCUCGGGCCUCCCGCUGGCAAAGUGAGGUUCCCAGACUCUCCUCGGUUCCAGGAGCUCCUGAGCACCUUCCAGGCCCUGUGGCCGGGGAGUGGCCUUGGGCACAGAGAGCUGGACUCGGGCCUCCAGGAGCUAGGCUGCGGCCAGGCCCUGCCGGCCCUUGCGUCCCACGCUGCAGCUGAGGACUCCACGCCAACAUCCUCCUCUGGUGUGGAUGUUGGCAGUGGUUCCGGAGGCUCGGGCGAGGGCCACGGGCCCUGCACCGUGGACUGCGCCCUGGUCCCCGAGGGGAUGGGGCUGCCCUCAAGCAUCCCCUGCCAGAGGCCUGACUCCAGAAUCUCAGGGGACCCAGAGGAUCCGGGAAACCAACAGCCGAGUGGCUCCAAGGCUGGUGGUGCCUCCAGCGAGGACGAGGCAGAAAGAAACAGCGGGGAGCAGAUGUUGGACAGUGACCUGGACCAAGGUGUUAAAAACACGACGCGGGAAGAGGGGGUGCAAUUAGAGGAGAUAAAAGAGGAAAAAGAACGAGCAGAACUGCAGGAAGAGGGGGUACAAUUAGAGAGAAUAAAAGAGGAAAAAGAAAGAGCAGAACUGCAAGAAGAGGGUGUGGAAGGGUUUCCUGAAGAGGAAGGAAUCACAGGACGAGAACUGUCGGGGGCCGGCUCUCAGGAUGGGGCGGGUGCCAGGGGAGACAAGAGCCUGCAGGAAGAGGAGGGGGACCCCACCUCGGCCACGCUGAGCCCUCCGGGGGCGAGGGAGAGCCCGACAGAGCGCCCCAGGAGCCUCGGGGAGAGCGACCCAGACGCCAGCGGGCGUCAAGGUGGCCCCGACGCCGAGCCUUCUUUGGAGAAGUUGUCCACGGCAGCUGAGACAGGCUGUGAGCAAACCCAGGCCAAGCUCACCCAGGGGGCGGGGGAGAGGGGCACUUCCACAGCCCGCAGAGGGCCUCUGGACCCUGACCCCCUCUGGGUGUCCAAGUUGCUGAAGAAGAUGGAGAAAGCCUUCAUGGCCCACCUCGCCACUGCCACGGCCGAGCUCCAAGCCCGCUGGGGCCUGGAGAGCAACGACCUGCUGGACCGGAUGGUGGCCGAGCUGCGGCAGGACGUGGGCCGGCGGCUCCAGGACGGCAUCGAGAAGGAGCUCCGCAAGGUGCAGAGCCGGGCGGGGGGCACGGCGCCGGGGCCACCCAGGGAAGCCCUCCGCUGGGAGACGCCCCUGCAGACCGAGCAGUACAGGCGGCACCUCCAGGGCCUGAGUGACCUCUCAGCUUUCUCCGAGCACACGCAGGGCCGGGGGCCCCCCUCCUUCUCCCUGGAGGAUGUGCCAACCUUCAGAGGAGCCCUGGGGACCCGGCUCGGGGAGCAGGCUGAGGAGGAGGAGUUCUGUCCCUGUGAGGCCUGCGUGAGGAAGAAAGUGGUCCCUGCAUCCCCGGGGGACGCAGUGCGGGCAGCCAGUGGGCCCGUCAGAGAGGCCUUUGACCUGCAGCAAAUUCUGCAGAAGAAGAAAGGAAGAUGUGCGGACGGGGAGACAGCAGAGGCGGCCCCUGCGAAGAGGGGCAUGGAGGCCCUUGAGAAGGACCCCUCGGGGACAGACCCUGUCCGGGGAGCUGACAGAGGCCCUGAGCUGGGAUCAGGCCAGGGCCCCGGGGUGGAGGAGGGAGACGAGACCCUCAGCAGAGAUGAAGCCCCCCGGGGGGCAGAGGAGGGGGCAACUGCUGAGAAGAGAGAGAGGAAAACAGAGCCCUUUCCCCGGGCGGAGGCGACCCAAGUCCAGGAGGACACAACGCUGUUGCCGAAAGUGCCGAGGCCCAAGGAGCUGAAGGGAAGCGACAGCCAGAGUCAGGAGGAGGAAAUCAAGGUAAGAGAGAAGCGCGCCCUCAGCUUGGCCUCGGACACCGCCAGUCGCCACAUCAUCUCUGGGAAACUGCCCUCAGCUCUCUCAGAAAAGCUCCGAAGAUGA
Messenger RNA from Physeter macrocephalus (sperm whale), 5403 nucleotides. It is a transcript of the gene RP1L1, whose product is annotated as RP1 like 1. The coding region runs from base 1 to 5403 and encodes 1800 amino acids. NCBI's taxonomy places the organism in Eukaryota, Metazoa, Chordata, Mammalia, Artiodactyla, Physeteridae. Gene Ontology annotation, biological process: axoneme assembly; retina development in camera-type eye; intracellular signal transduction. Gene Ontology annotation, cellular component: axoneme. The transcript is spliced from 5 exons. The record is from RefSeq and is a predicted model, not a curated record.